UACUUUGGUCUCGCUUAUUCUAUACACUUGAAGCGCACAAUGCGAAUGAUUAUUGUUCCUUGUUGUCUUGCCCUAUUUGUGGCAUUAGUCACAUGCGAGGGUACUGCUGCAGAGGACAAAAAAGCAGAGGAAACUGAAGUUGAAGCCAAGGAGUCACAAAAUGUGGAGAAACGUGGUCUGCAUGGAUCCUUUGGUGACUGGCACGAUUAUGGUGAUCACCAUCACGAACACAUCAAGACGGUAACCAUCGAAAAGAAGGUUCCGGUUCCAUACACUGUCGAGAAGCACGUUCCUUACACCGUGGAAAAGAAGGUUCCUUAUGAAGUGAAGGUUCCAUAUCCCCAACCCUAUGUCGUGGAGAAGAAAGUCCCAGUUACUGUGAAGGAAUACGUCAAAUACCCAGUACAUGUGCCUGCUCCAUACACCGUUGAGAAGAAGGUGCCUUAUGAAGUUAAGGUUCCAGUCGACAAACCAUACGAAGUGAAGGUUCAUGUUCCUCAACCUUACACCGUCGAAAAGAAGGUCCCUUAUGAAGUCAAGGUUCCGGUUCCAGUGCCGUACACCGUCGAAAAGAAGGUCCCAUAUGAAGUGAAGUAUGAGGUCCCAGUGCCCAAGCCAUACACCGUCAUCAAGAAGGUUCCUUAUGAAGUGAAGGUCCCAGUUGACAAACCUUACAAGGUCGAGGUUGAGAAACCUUACCCAGUUGAGGUGCCAAAACCAUACCCAGUCGUCGUUGAAAAGAAGGUCCCAUACGAGGUGAAGGUUCCGGUUGACAAACCAUACAAGGUUGAAGUGCCCAAGCCAUACAAGGUCGAAAUCAAGGUCCCAGUCCCAGCUCCAUACACCGUCGAGAAGAAAGUACCAUACACCGUCGAGAAGGCUGUCCCAUAUGAGGUCAAGGUCCCGAUCGAUAGACCGUACCCAGUGUACAAGGAAAUCAAGUUUCCAGUCCACAAGGAAGUACCAUACCCAGUUAAGGUCCCAGUCCAUGUACCAGUCCAUGUACACAAAGAAGAACAUCAUGAUCAUUCCUAUGAGCACCACGAUUUCCACUAAACUAUUAUGACCACUCCCCAGCUAAUCUAGCUUCUACCUGAUUUUCUCCCAUCUGAACUGAACUGAUUUUCAGAAUGUUUAACGUUCCUCCUUUUUGUUCCGCAGUUUACGCGCAAGCCCAUACGAAUCAUUUCAUUAAUUUGUGAUCUUAAAGUAGUUGUUAAAGCGAGACAUAUUUUGUAGAGAGUGUUGACUUCUUAGAGCACCAUCCACCAGAUCGGUGGUUGGUAUUUCGAGAAGUAAAUCCGUUGUUAAUUAUUGUUUGUUUUUAAAUACCAUUACGAAAACAAGAUUCGAGAGCCUCGAAACCAUUCUCUAGAAAACGGUUAUUGACCCAGCUACGACAUUUGGAACUUUGAAAGCUGUACCAAAAACUUAAUGUUACCUAUGAAUGAAACUACCAAUACUCCCGGAUAUUUAUGAUGUAAAAUUGAUCAAAUUUCUUGACAUUUCGACUCUUCCUGAUGGAAACCAGAUGUGAUAUAACUUUACUGUUUUCGAACUGAUGUAAAAACCGAAGUAAAUAAAAGCAACCGUAAAGAUGUUUAGCUUUUGAUCAUUUUUACGGCAUAACAAACUAUAACAAUGUA
Messenger RNA from Wyeomyia smithii (pitcher-plant mosquito), 1646 nucleotides. It is a transcript of the gene Vajk4, whose product is annotated as mantle protein. The transcript is spliced from 2 exons. Lineage: Eukaryota; Metazoa; Arthropoda; Insecta; Diptera; Culicidae. The record is from RefSeq and is a predicted model, not a curated record. The coding region runs from base 40 to 1056 and encodes 338 amino acids.